Molecule: messenger RNA, 714 nt
Organism: Entamoeba dispar SAW760
Lineage: Eukaryota; Evosea; Mastigamoebida; Endamoebidae
Product: 40S ribosomal protein S8, putative
Exons: 1
Coding region: 1-714 (237 amino acids)
Biological process (GO): maturation of SSU-rRNA from tricistronic rRNA transcript (SSU-rRNA, 5.8S rRNA, LSU-rRNA); translation
Cellular component (GO): cytosolic small ribosomal subunit; ribosome
Molecular function (GO): structural constituent of ribosome
Source: RefSeq, a predicted model, not a curated record
AUGGGAAUUACAAGAGAUUCAAGACAUAAAAGAAGAGCUACUGGAGGAAAGAAGAAUAGUAUGCAAAAAAAGAAAAAGAAUACCAUGGGAAGACAACCAGCCAAUACUAGACUCGGUGCUAUUAGAGUUCAUGAUGUUAGAUGCAGAUAUGGAAUUAUUAAAAGAAGAGCAUUGAGAUUAGAAAAUGGAAACUUCUCAUGGGCAUCUCAAUCUAUCACCAAAGGUACUAAGAUUCUUAAUGUCGUUUAUAAUGCUUCUGACAAUGAUUUUGUCAGAACCAAUACUUUAGUUAAGGGUGCUAUUAUUGAAAUUGAUCCAGCUCCAUUCAGAUUAUGGUUCCUUAAAUUCUAUGGAAAAGAUAUUGCAUCAACUGAAUAUUAUAAAUCACUCGAAUCAGCUACAUUCAAAACUGAAAAGAAGGUUGUUAUUCCAAAGGAAGAAGAAAACAAAGAAAAGAGUAUUGCACAUCAAAUUGCUCAAACUCAAGUAGCACUUAUGAAUCCAACUAAGACUAUGCAAAAGAAAUAUGCAAAGAAAUUAGAAGUAUUAAAGAACAUGAAAUUUGAUGAAGCAUUAUUAGAAGGAUUCCAAAGUGGAAGAAUUCUUGCAUGUAUUUCUUCCAGACCAGGACAAACUGGAUCAGUUGAAGGAUAUAUCCUUGAAGGUAAAGAACUUGACUUCUAUAGCAAGAAGAUUUCAGAUAAGAAGAAAUAA